GAAGAUGUCCCGGACGUCAGUCUGAGCGAGAUUAGAAUUCUCUCCAGCACCUUAAAAACGGCAAGGCCCCAGGCGAGGAUGGAAUUACAGCGGAGCUUCUGAAAGCGGGUGGAAGACCGGUACUUGAAGUCCUUCAGAAGCUCUUUAAUUCCGUCCUCCAUGGUGGCAUUACACCGGAGGCGUGGAGCAGAAGUGCGGUGGUCUUGUUCUUCAAGAAAGGUGACAACGCUCUCUUGAAGAACUACAGACCGAUUUCCCUUCUGAGCCGCGUCUACGUGCUGUUUUCGAGAGUCAUUACGAAUCGUCUCGCGCGCAGACUUGACGAUUUCCAGCCUCCCGAACAAGCCGGUUUCCGAAAGGGCUUUAGCACCAUAGACCACAUACAUACCCUUCGGCAAGUUGUACAGAAGUCCGAAGAGUACAAUUUGCCACUAUGUCUGGCGUAUGUGGACUAUGAGAAAGCCUUUGAUUCCGUCGAAAUUUGGGCGGUGCUGCAGUCCCUUCAGCGGUGCCAAGUUGACUGUCGGUAUAUCGAAGUGUUGAAGUGCUUGUACAGUAGGGCUACGAUGGCUAUCCGAGUACAGAACCAGAGUACGAAACCUAUCCAAUUGCAGAGAGGUGUAAGACAGGGUGACGUCAUAUCCCCGAAACUCUUCACCGCUGCAUUGGAAGACGUUUUCAAGCUUCUGGACUGGAAAGGAUACGGUAUCAACAUCAAUGGCGAGUACAUCACUCACCUUCGAUUUGCCGACGAUAUAGUCCUUAUGGCAGAAUCGCUGGAGGACCUAAGCACUAUGCUCAAUGACCUCAAUAGUGUUUCCCAACGGAUAGGUCUUAAGAUGAACAUGGACAAAACAAAGAUUAUGUUUAAUGUCCAUGUCACACCUAUGCCGGUAGUUGUUGGGAGCACUAAGCUCGAAGUUGUUGAUGAGUAUGCUUACCUGGGACAAAUAGUCCGACUAGGUAAGUCCAACUUCGACCGAGAGGUCAAUCGACGGAUUCAACUCGGCUGGGCAGCGUUCGAGAGGCUACGACACAUCUUCUCGUCAGACAUACCUCAAAACCUUAAAACGAAAUUGUACAACCAGUGCGUGUUGCCAGUGAUGACUUACGGAACUGAGACGUGGUCCUUCACUGCUGGCCGUAUGAGGAAGCUCAAGGUCGCUCAGCGAGCUAUGGAGAGGGCUAUGCUCGGAGUUUCUCUGCGUGAUAAACUUAGGAAUCAGGAUAUCCGCAGUAGAACCAGAGUAACCGACAUAGCCCAACGGAUUAGUAAACUGAAGUGGCAGUGGGCCGGCCAUACAGCUCGAAGAACCGACAACCGAUGGGGAAGAAUGGUUCUCGAGUGGCAGCCUCGUACCGGUAGGCGAAGUGUAGGGCGACCCCCCACGAGAUGGAGUGACGACCUGGUAAGACAUGCAGGAAGUCGAUGGAUGCAGGUGGCUCAGGACCGUGCUUUGUGGCAUUCCUUGGGGGAGGCCUAUGUUCAGCAGUGGACUUAUGAAAGGCUAUAAUGAUGAUGAUGAUGUGAGUUGAUUAGAGAAUGGUUAAGAUUCACAAUUGGACGCGGUAAGUGGCGUUGUUGUCGAGGUCCACAAAUCAACCGAAACCGGGGCGGAUCGCUAGCUAUCUCUCAAUAGAAAAGUAAAAAAAAGUGGCGAUAGAAGCUUCCAUAAUAGUUUCUUUUGUAUAAAAGUAAAGUUGACAAGCGAGCACACAGAUGUUGAGUGGUUGCUGUGGUCCAUAGACACCUACAUCUAGCCUCGAUUAAGAAUGAAAAUGCAGAUGCUUUGUCACCCCUGAGGAUUAAGAUGGAAUCAGUAACAAGUGGUAAAUUUAAACUUUUAUACAACCGAAUUCAAUAUGAAUAUUAUUUAUUGUUGAUUUUUUUUAAAACCGCCCAACCGAUUUCGAUUAAAUUUAAAUAUGAUCACCAGGAAAGUACACAUACCCUUUAUGAAACAAAAAACAUUUUUCAAAAUUAGUUCAGGCGUGUUCGAGUAAUCGGUGAACUGUAUGUUCACAAAAACGAUUCCGACGAAUUGGAAACGUGCUCCUUUGUAUGUAACUGUCUACAUAUAUGUUAUGUAAUAUAUAACUAUUAUUUUAUGCUGGUAUUCUGUAUGAUUGUGACUCUUGCCCGGUUGAGCUGACUCUCACUGCAUCCAUAAUCCACUGCAUCGUGACUUUACCACGUAAAGAACCACCUUAUGACAAAAGUUCGAAUACAUCACACGAUUAAUACAAAUAUGUAUUGUAUGCUAAAUGUAGCGUCAUUACUAAAUUGAAAUUUCAAAUUAAACAUUGUCCAAUUGUGUAAAAUUUCCACGAAUUAUCGCAAUUAAAUGUUAAAAUGAAUUAUUGCAAUGGGCGUUGAUCAUAGGUUGAACGGCAACAAAAGUCCAUUUAUGCGAGUACCUUUAUGUUUUCACCAAACUUCAAACAGCUGUAAAGGCCAGAACACAUUAAAAGCGUAUGUGCGUUCUGGCAGUAGUAAUUUAUAAAAUUAAAUGGAAGAUUUUACACCUCAUGCUUUAUAUGUGCACUACGUAUGCAGUACGUAUGAAUGGGGUCUUUUUAUGGUAAAAAAAUAAACUAUUAUAGAAAAUGAUAUAUAAUACUGGCAUGGGAAAACGGUUAAAAAAAUAAUAUAUAACGCGCAGAGAAUUAAUCUGUAAAGAAAUUCGUACCUAUAAUUAAAAAUCCAGGAACAUCACUGUUACUUUGAUUACCUACAUGAAUUUCUCUUCAUAAUAUAAACUGAUUUCUGUAUUCACUUUUGCUUAUGUUCCACACUUGUAACAUAUAGUACCAAGUGGAAGGGUAAAGCUUAAUAUUUCCUGAAGUACAUUAAUAUGUACCGAUUAUCCACACACUUGCAAAAGUUAUGUUGUAAUUCUAUCCUCACCAGGUACUUUGCCAUUUUUAAGAUGCUGGGAAGCCAUUUUAAUCACAUUUAGAUUGACGUCCAGGACUUGAUAAGGAUAAUAUCUAUCUUGCCGCUAACAAUGUCGCUGACGCUAUUGGCCUUCAACUUAUACAGUGAACAACCACUUCCUAUUUAUUUAUAGUUUUUAAACAACUAAUGGAUUGCUGUCAUCUUAAAUAAGCGGAGCGGUUUAAUUCUAAUAAUGUUUUGCCUCUCACGACACAUACAUGUUAUUCUGCUUCACCAACCACUCGAACAUUUUAGAUGAAUUGCAUCAUAGUACCAGAAACAAACGAGCACACAGUCCACCUGAUGGUAUGUGGUUGCUUUGACCCAUAGACAUCUACAUCUAUCCUCUAUUACAAAUCAAAAUACAGAUGCGUUGUCACCCGUGAGGACUAAGAUGGAAUGCCUCAUUUCCAGUAAAAAGGGUCUCCGGUUCUCUGCACUCACCAUACGAAACACAGCAGCGUUAACCUGCUAUUUUAUGCUGGUAUUCUGUGAGAGCGUGGUCCUUCCCCGGUCGAGCCGACCUAUUCGUGCUACAUCUAUAUUAUUAAUAUAGCUGCAGAGUGGCUCUACCACGUCUUGUUUGAACGACGUAUUGUUAAUUAGAGAAAACAACGAAAACAACAACAACUCCUUCAUACCAACCCGCGGCAAUCUAAUUAACUCAGCAACUGUUGAGACUGUUUUAGCAUGAAGCAAAUACAAUGGGAAAUUCAGCUUUAGACAGUAGACACUUAAUUGCCAGAAAAUAUUAUUAUACCAAAUUUUAAAGUAAACUACAAAUUUAGGACGUAUUGCUGGAUGCGUGUUAGUUGCAGAGAACAUAGACAAGAGUAUUAUAGAUGUCUUGAAUUUUCAUCGUUCUAGCUCAAUAUUUUUCUGCAAUGAAAAUUCUUUGAUCUUCCGAGGUGCGAGGCCCUGUGAGCCACGAGGCCGUAGGCGGCCGCCCAGGUCACCCUUGCCUUGCGCCGCCUAUGAUCCGUUUAUUCUUUUUUUAGUUUACGGUCACAGAUUCGGCAUUUGACUAUUUACGGUCUAAUGAGAAGUUAGAGAAGGAAUAGUACAAAAAGAUCGUCGUAUUGCAAUACAACAUUAUGCUGUUGUUAUCCUCUACAUUAAAAUAACACAAUCUUCGCGUGCUUGAAAUAACCAAAGAACCUAAAACCAUGGGUGCUUGAGAGUAUUUUUUAUUUCCGUGAUAUACAUUUUACUUUGCAUUAAAAGUUUAAGUUUGACUUUUUUACCUUUUUGGGUGAACUAAAGGAUUAUUACAAGCUUGCUGUAGAACUGGAAUGUUGUGUAAAUAGUUACAUUAAAAACUUCAUCCACUACUUUUCCCAGACUUAGCGAGUAUAGUUAUACGGACCACCCAUAAUUUAAACUAUCUAAUGUUAAAAGAAUCUUUAAAAUCGGUUUACAAUUGACGAAGAUAUUGCGUACAUAUAGCAUAUAUUUAAAAAAAAAGUCGAAUUGAGAAUAUACGCCUUUUCAACCGACUUCAAACAAAGGAAAAGGAUCUCAAUUCGACUGUAUUUUUUUAAUGUUUGUUACCUCAGAACUUUUUUCUAGGUGAACCGAUUUUGACGAUUCUUGUUUGAAAUUGAUUGAUUUUUAUUUGAAAGCUGGUGCUUCUCAUGUGAUCUCAUAUAGAUUUGAUCAAGAUCUGACCAGUAGUUUUUGAGUUAUCCUUAAUAAUGCGUAGUUAAUUGAUUUCGACUACAAUGAUGAUGUUUUCAUUUCAUUUAUAUUGAAGUCGACUGUACAAAAUUUUUAAUUUUAUCGCUUGUUUGAUCCGGCUAAUAAAGUAAUAAAAGUAAUAUAUAUGUGGUUGUAGGUGCCACCUGCAACGGUAGAAAGCGUAAUUCUACAACACGGCAGUGUGGCAGAGUGCGGCGUGGUGGGCGCGCCCGACGAGUGGGCGGGCGAGCUCCCCACCGCCUUCGUUGUCAUCAAGCCUGGUCACCAACUCACCGAGCGUGAACUCCUCGACUUUACUGCUAGCCGGUUGUCGCCAGCGAACCGUCUCCAUGGUGGUGUGAUAUUCGUGAAGGAGAUCCCAAAGAAUCCAUCUGGAAAAAUUAUGCGACGUAUUCUUAAACAAAGGCUCCAAGAUAAAAGAAAAAGUAAACUGUAAUAUAAAUAUACAAGUGAAAUAAUCAUUAGGUAUAGAUAAUCAUUAUUUUAUAUUAUUGUUCUAAAUUAUUUUUUUUAUAUAUAAGUACAGAUUAAAUUGAAUCUGAUAAGUAAUUGAUAAUUAUGGAUCAAUAAAUAUAAAGUGCAAAUAGAAAAAUAAAUUUAUUUUU
Parnassius mnemosyne (clouded apollo) is the source of this 5241-nucleotide messenger RNA. The record is from the annotation of a GenBank genome assembly. NCBI's taxonomy places the organism in Eukaryota, Metazoa, Arthropoda, Insecta, Lepidoptera, Papilionidae.